Molecule: messenger RNA, 1590 nt
Organism: Myotis myotis
Lineage: Eukaryota; Metazoa; Chordata; Mammalia; Chiroptera; Vespertilionidae
Product: protein maelstrom homolog
Biological process (GO): regulation of miRNA-mediated gene silencing; piRNA processing; spermatogenesis
Cellular component (GO): P granule; nucleus
Molecular function (GO): sequence-specific DNA binding
Source: RefSeq, a predicted model, not a curated record
AUGGCCCUGAGUAAGGGUGGCAGUGGGGUGUGGCCCGUCACCCGGAUGACACAGGAGCACAAUGGCUCAGCUGUGCCACAGCCUGGGCUGGGGCUCCUGACUGGGACCUGCUUUUUCCUGGGGUCCAGUUCCUUUGCCCCAGAAAAGUGGGAUGGACAGGUUUCCAGUGACUCCGGACCUGGGCCCAUUCCCAGCCCUGCCGCCCUCUUGCUGCAGGAUUUGGGCCUCACCGACCUUGUCCACCUGAGAAAGGGGGGCUGUGCUCACAAGCUGGGUGCAGCUGAAGGUCAGAGCGAGCAGAGCAGCACGUGGCCAGGUUCAGGGCCAGCUCUGAGCAAUGUGGCCCCUCCCUUCCAGGGCGCCGUACCCCUGGAGCAGGCGCAGAACCCCACUUCAGAGCGUGUGCGGUGGUCAGACCCUGAAGCCAGGCUGCCCCACUCCUUCUUGCUACCCACCCAGGAGGGCUCCGCUGGGCCUCCCAAGGUGUCUGUGUGGGACAGGAAGCGGAACAGGCGGGGAGGCCGACGCUCUCAGAUGUUAGAGACGGUGAAGCCAGGGCCCAAACAUGGGCAACCUGACUGCAAGCCAGCCUUCCUGGAAAAGGGCGGCCUGUGCUGCCACCUGGUGGCCACUGUGAGGUGCCCCAAGGAGACGCCCAGUUCCUGUCCUGAGGGUGGCUUGGGGGAGGAGUACAGGUGUGGAGGCUUUGGAGUGACCACAGAGAUCGUGCUCCUCUCCGCAAAGAGUGGGAACCUAGGCAGAAGUGGCCUCCUGCAGGGGUGGGGUUUGGAAUCACAUUGUCAGGCUGCAAGUGAUUCGAGUCACAAGAUUCCUAUUUCAAACUUUGAAUUUGGAUGUGACCAAGCAACUGUGCUACAAAACCUUUAUAGGCUCAUUCAUCCGAACCCAGGGAAGUGGCCACCUAUCUACAUCAAGUCUGACGAUCGAGCCAGAGUCAACUGGUGCCUGAAGCACAUGGAGAAGGGGUCGGAAAUCAGGCAAAAUCUGGAACUUCUCACUGUCAAGGAUCUUGUAGUGGGGAUCUACCAGCAAAAGUUCCUCAAGGAGCCCUCCAAGACCUGGGUUCGGAGCCUCCUCGACGUGGCCAUGGGGGAUUAUUCUAGCAACACAAGGUGCAAGUGGCACAAGGAAAAUGACAUUCUCUUCUGCGCUUUAGCUGUUUGCAAGAAAAUUGCGUACGGCAUCAGCAAUUCUCUGGCCACGCUCUUUGGAAUCCAGCUCACAGGGGCCCACGUGCCCUUGCAGGAUGACGAGGCCAGCAACAGGGUGACACCCAAAAUGGUCAUAUUAGAUGCAGGGCAGUACCAGAAGCUAAGGUUUGAGAGCUCAGGAUUCUCUCAUUUCAACUAUUCUAAUCAGGAACCAAGAUCAAACACGCCCAUUGGUGACUCCCCUUCUGGGGUGAAGCUUUCAGGCCCAAACAGCAGUGUUCGGGGAAGAGGGAUCACGCGCCUGCUAGAGCGCAUUGGCUCCCCCAGCAGCGUCCCCAGGUUCUCCAGCUGUGAGACCGCGCUCCCCCCUGCCCUGUCCCUGAUGGGUGGGUACAAGCCCUUCUCCCCCCUGUCUUAA